Musa acuminata AAA Group (dessert banana) is the source of this 1808-nucleotide messenger RNA. RefSeq lists its product as uncharacterized. The record is from RefSeq and is a predicted model, not a curated record. Lineage: Eukaryota; Viridiplantae; Streptophyta; Magnoliopsida; Zingiberales; Musaceae. The transcript has 6 exons. The coding region runs from base 450 to 680 and encodes 76 amino acids.
CCGCUCGUCACGUGAGUGGGAAGGAGGCGGCACUCGCUCGGAAAACAAAGGCGCCGAUGAAUAUCUCACCGUCCGAUGGAACCAAGCAUCAUUGAUCUCGUCAAGAUUCCAAUCGCUACACCACAGAUGGAUGGGACCCAGACGUGACCCUGUUGCCGACAGGACCGUUUACCUCACCCCUCGCGUCGCUCUCUGCGUCGUCACGUGAGUGGGAAGGAGGCGGCACUCGCGCGGGAAAACAAAGGCGCCGAUGAAAUGGGAAGAAGACUAAGUCAGAAAGGGCACUCGGUUGCGUCGUCUCGUCUUCCUCUUCUGUUUCUCCUUCAAUCUUUCGAGGGUACAAACGAAAAAGAGAGGAGCGCACUCUUUUCCGCCACAGGUCAUCGAGACUUCGAGACUAUCGAGCAAGUCCAACAGGCCUUGCCCAAUCUCCGCAUUCGGAGUUGUUCAUGUCGUCUUGGGUUCCCCUCCGAAUCCCCAGUUGGAAGCCAAAAUCGGAGCCACAGUAUGUUUGCACAAACCUCUGGACUUGUAUUCUUUGUCAGCAUGGAAAUGAUCAGAUAUUUCAUAAAAGUAAUAACAUGAAGCCUAUUAAGGUGCCCUCUGUGAGAGACAUCUUGGGUGAUGUAAUGGACUCAGUGUUGCUGAUGAUUCUGCACGGACGAAGGAACAGUCUUUAAGCAUCUGCUUCCGUGCUCUGUACCAUGCAGAGACAAGUUCUGUACUGUUUACAGCAACGAGGACUCCGUGCAGAUGCCUGAAAUCUCACCCUCCGCAGCUCAUCGGAAAUAGCCAAAUUAUUUGGAGAGCGACACAAAAAUCCAAGGAAAUGAAAAGACGUUCCUCCAUCCAUCUCGUCCUUUUGCGCCUUCUUUUAUCAAUGCCCAUCUGGUAUACGAUGAUAGUGUGGAAGCAAAUGGGAUUCGGUGAACAUGGGUGGGAAUCAUUGGAUCCUUCUCGAUCUGACAUCGUUAUUCCACGACGAGUACCUGAUGAAAUGCGCUCAAACGAGGAACAACUGCUAGGCCGAGUUGGGACAGACUUCCACCGAUGAAGAUGCUAAUCCAUGUAUGUAUGCAUUGGUGCAACGUAUCAGCGAAUCAAUACAGCUUAUGGCCACCGCUCUUAACUCGUCCUCGACUCGGUGGGCCCCACGGCCCAGCUGGGCUGCAGCCCUUUCCGUGGACGACACGCAACACGAGAAAGAAGCCCGCGCUCGCGACUUGCGGCACGACGUCAACGUCACGAGUUGGACUCCACCGUUAUCGUGAUGGUGCCGCGGAGUUAACGCCCUCAUGUGCCGCUGCUGCCGUUCCUCGUCGGCUCAUCACAGCGGAGCGGGGCGGGGCGGGGCCCGCCGCAUGUGCAAGGUAGGUGCUUUAAUCGACGGCGAUGCCCUUCUUCCUAUUCCCCGCUAAGCGUGGUGGGCAAGCCGAUCACCAAGUCAACACUGGUAUCAUCAUCUUUGUCACCGCCGCAUAAAGAAUUAGGCAUGCGGCGAAAGAAGCUCGCAAUCAUCACCGACGGGUUCUCGAUCCAACCAAUGGAGGAAUUCCCACAUCCAAACCCACAUGCUGCAUCUCAGUACUUGAUGUAGAAUGCGUCCAGCUCAAGGUUUUCUCCUACUGAAUCCAAAGCUUGAUCUACAGAAACGAUGGAGGUUGAGAAGAUUUUAGCAAAAGAAGGCAGCUUUACGUGAUAUAAACCCAAUCGAGAGUAAUCCACCGGUGUUCAUAAUAUGAGAAAUACAAGUGAGAAGAACAAACAAAGUAUAGCAAGAAGAUAGUGAUGCCACAAUUUGAUCUGCA